This is a messenger RNA of Psilocybe cubensis, 2730 nucleotides long. RefSeq lists its product as uncharacterized. The record is from RefSeq and is a predicted model, not a curated record. Bases 1 to 2730 code for a protein of 909 amino acids. Gene Ontology annotation, molecular function: zinc ion binding. Lineage: Eukaryota; Fungi; Basidiomycota; Agaricomycetes; Agaricales; Agrocybaceae. The transcript is spliced from 8 exons.
AUGUCAAUAUACCAGCCUUUGCAAUCUCAAGCCGGACCGUCUAAAACUUUUUCCGAUGGUUCGUAUGAGAUAGUUGUCUGCAAAUGGGGCUGGUGUCGGUCUACGUUUUCCAAUGGCGCGGAACUUGCCCAUCAUGUCAUUCACCAGCAUGCCCGUUGCGCUAUACCUGUGAGGAGGCGCGAUUUGUCCCUAAUACGAAGAGCAGAGGAAGGCAUAGGCGAGAGCCUCCGCUUCUCAAAUAUCUUGAGCGGCCAUACCUGUAACAAUGCAGAUGAACAGUCUCAAAAGUUAGCAAAAGACUCUCGGCAUGGUCUGUCACAAGCAUCCCCGAAGGUGCCUCAUUCAACAUUACCUUCUCCUCCGGUUACCAGUCGGGCAAACACUUCCCCUCUUCAUUUCAAUGAACCCUUGCCUGGAAGUAUCGAGCAUGCUUCGCACGAACACAGUUUGGACAUGGACGAUAUCAUAUCAAUACCUACGGCAGACAUUCGCCCUCUGGACCAGGACGAGAAUACGCACAGUUUCGCGGCCCUUAGCUCUCCUACUGAGUCCUCAGCUUCAUUUACUGCACCAGAUAUUCCUCAUUCGCCUUCAUUCAGCUCAUUAGUCGACAGAUCUUUUAAACGCAAGUCAGACAAUGAUUUUUAUCACAAGCCUGUCGCAAAGAAGGGUCGAUUAUAUCGACACCAUCCAUUGUCACAGUCGGCCAACUCUUCGACCGGUUCUCAUGCCUCAGUUGAACAGCACUUAACGCAGAGUUUUGAGUCUUCCGAAGAUGGACAUGAAAGUGGAGAAGAUCUAGACAAUGAUGAUACUUCGAGUCAGAACUUUUCACAUCAUUCGAAAUCAUCAGAGCCCGAAGACCCAACUCAUCACUCAAAGUUGGAUCACAGUAUAACAAGACCUGAUGCAUUUCAGGACCCACAAUUUACCCAGUCCAGCUCGACCGAAGACUCACACUUCGUUGGGGCUCACUAUGAGCUUUUAACACAGGGUCCCUCCCAAUUCCAAACCCAGCCGCCAACAGCUUCCUUCCCUUUGCAUUUUCACAGACCUAAGACAGCAUCAUCCAGUCAGAUGGAACAUCUUUCUCCUCCAGUUCCUCUAUCAUCAUUAAAAUAUGCGACAAGCACCCCUCAGCAACGACAAAAUUGGUAUCAGCCUCCUACACUUCAAUGUGGUGUCAACCAGUCCAUUGACCAGUCUGGAGCAGUCGAAAACUGUAAUCUUGACGCUUCAAAUUCUAAUAAUGCCGUUGCUUGUUCCCAGCGCAGUCAAGGUCAGAAUUCAUCAAAGUCGAAAAAAUUCAGGUCGGGAACUCUACAGAUUUCACCCGCUCAACUGUCACAAAAUCGCAUCAACGAAGAAAUUCCUGCUCGUGAACAGGCCUUGGUUCAUAAUGAUACCUUGUUGCAUGACAUCUACGGUGAUAUUUUGAAUCAGCACGACUCACAAUCGUAUAUGGAUUCGUCACAAUCCGUUGACGAUUUUUCUUAUCCCCCAUUGCAGACUCAGGCGCCUUAUGAAAGCCAAAAUAAAAUUCAGAUAGAAAUGUCCUCGGGUUCUGUUAAAUUAUCCAGUUCCAACAACCCCCAUGAUGGCAUGGCCUUGACGAAGUUCGAACCCGAACUCCUCCUGCUCGUUUUUAUUCAUGGAUUCAAAGGAACUGAUACAACCUUUGGUGACUUUCCGAAACGUCUCGAGCACCUUCUCACUGAGAUCAUUCCUCAAGUUAAGACGGAGUCCAUAGUCUUUCCUGCAUACGAGACGAAGGGAGAGUUGGACAAAGCAGUAGUGCGUUUUGCUGAUUGGCUCACCACAUUAGUAGUCGAAAGAGAAGUAGCGUCCGGAUUGGGUGCAGGGAAGGCUAAGGUCGUAUUAUGUGGGCAUAGCAUGGGAGGCCUUCUUGCUGCCGAUACUCUUCGCGAAUUUGUACACACUCGCCCUGAUAAAAACGCACCCCUUUGGCCAAAAAUAGUUGCGUGCAUUGCAUUUGACACUCCAUACUUUGGUUUGCAUCCUUUCGUUGUUAAAAACAGCGUCACGAAAGCCGCCCAAUAUGCAAAUACUGCUACGACAGUUGGCAGUGCACUGCUUGGAGCUAUUGCCAUGCUUGGGGCUAAAAACGCGACACAACCUGAACGCAACAGGAGAUCUGCAACUCCUCCUGCCCAAUCUUCAUGGUCUGGCUGGGGUGCUGCUUUGGGAGGCGCUGUUCUGGCAGGAGCAGCGGCGGGGGUCGCUUACUACAAGAAGGACGAUCUAAAUAUAGGAUUUUCAUGGGCGAGCGAUCACCUCAAAUUUGUCGGAAACUUAUGGGACGUGGAAUCACUAGAGAAGAGAGUAGAGGCUCUGGUAGACAUAGAGAAGGAAUAUGGUGUAGUCUUCAGAACUCUGUAUACCAUCCUCCCACCUAAUCCUCCCGAGUUUCUUACUUCUCGGACAUUCGUUGUCUUGCCAAAAUACGGGAGUCGCGCGGAGGCCCACUUCCUUCCCGCAAGUAACGGGGUUGCGUCUGAUGAAAUCCAGGGCCAUAUAGGUAUGUUUGCAGGGAAUACAAACGACGGCUAUUACAAGCUUGGGUUGGAUACCGCCGGUCUCGUUCGGGACGCUGUUCUGUCAAGUAGAGGAAUCGUCGAGAAUGUUCCUUCGCCACCAGAUGGUUCGCCAGAUAUCGCUCCCUUUCCUGUACCGAGCAAGGACGAGCACAGUGAUUUGGUCCAGUUUUGA